Molecule: messenger RNA, 5092 nt
Organism: Trichosurus vulpecula (common brushtail)
Lineage: Eukaryota; Metazoa; Chordata; Mammalia; Diprotodontia; Phalangeridae
Gene: WDR11
Product: WD repeat domain 11
Exons: 29
Coding region: 95-3772 (1225 amino acids)
Cellular component (GO): cytoplasm
Molecular function (GO): protein binding
Source: RefSeq, a predicted model, not a curated record
GUUGCCGGGCACGGCGGAGCCGCUGUUGCGCCCUGGCUCGGUGCUCCUGCCCCGCGUCCUGCCGAGGCCGUGCCUCGGGACCCGGGCCCAGGAGAUGUUGCCCUACACGGUGAACAUCAAACUGUCGGCGCGGACUCUCACUGGGGCCCUCAACGCCCACAACAAGGCGGCCGUGGACUGGGGCUGGCAAGGUUUAAUUGCUUAUGGAUGUCAUUCCCUUGUGCUUGUAAUUGAUUCUAAUACUGCCCAGACUCUUCAAGUUUUAGAAAGGCAUAAAGCUAAUGUUGUCAAGGUUAAAUGGGCCAAAGAAAAUUAUCACCAUAAUAUCGGCUCCCCAUAUUCUUUACGCUUAGCUUCUGCUGACAUCAAUGGGAAGAUCAUUGUUUGGGAUGUAGCAACUGGAGUAGCUCGAUGUGAAAUACAAGAACACAACAAACCCAUUCAGGACAUGCAGUGGUUAUGGAAUCAGGAUGCCUCCCGAGAUUUGCUCCUUGCUAUUCAUCCACCGAACUACAUUGUAUUAUGGAAUGCAGACACUGGCACCAAACUUUGGAAGAAGAGUUAUGCAGAAAAUAUACUUUCUUUUUCCUUUGACCCCUUUGAUCCUUCACAUUUAACUUUACUCACCAGUGAGGGGAUUGUAUUCAUCUCAGACUUCUCUCCAUCCAAAGCUCCUGCCAGCUCAGGGAAAAAAGUUUACAUAUCCAGUCCACAUUCGAGUCCAGCUCAUAAUAAGGCAGCUGCAGCUACGGGUGCCAAGAAGGCUCUCAAUAAGGUGAAAAUAUUGAUCACUCAGGAGAAACCUAGUGCUGAAUCUGUGACUCUCAAUGAUUGUCUUCAGUUGUCAUACCUACCGUCCAAAAGGAAUCACAUGUUGUUGCUUUAUCCAAGAGAAAUUCUAAUCCUUGACCUUGAAGUAAACCAGACAGUAGGUGUAAUUGCAAUAGAGAGAACAGGAGUACCAUUUCUACAGGUAAUCCCCUGCUUUCAGCGUGAUGGCUUAUUUUGCCUACAUGAAAAUGGUUGCGUAACUUUAAGAGUUCGAAGAUCUUAUAAUGCUAUUUUUGGGACUUCAAAUGAAGAGUCAGAUCCAGAUCCAGUUCAGGAGCUGACCUAUGAUUUGCGAAGCCAGUGUGAUGCAAUUAGGGUGACCAAAACUGUUCGUCCAUUCAGUAUGGUGUGUUGUCCUGUUAAUGAAAAUUCCGCUGCUCUCAUUGUGAGUGAUGGAAGAGUCAUGAUAUGGGAAUUGAAAUCUACUGUUUCUUAUAGAAACCUUCGUAACAGCAGUUCAGGUGCAUCACCUUUAUAUUCACCAAUAUCUUUCUGUGGAAUUCCUGUAGGAGCAUUACAGAAUAAACUUCCAGACCUUUCUUUAGAUAACAUGAUUGGGCAAAGCACAAUUGCUGGAGAAGAGCAUCUAAGAGGCCCCACCUUGCAGGAAGUGCAUCUGAAGUUUCUGCUCACUGGACUUCUUUCAGGACUUCCUUUGCCACAGUUUGCUAUCCGUAUGUGCCCACCACUUACCACAAAAAAUAUAAAACUGUAUCAGCCACUGCUUGCGGUUGGCACAAGUAAUGGUUCUGUGCUGGUGUACCAUCUUACCAGUGGGCUGUUGCACAAGGAAUUAAGUAUUCACUCUUGUGAAGUCAAGGGUAUUGAAUGGACAAGUUUGACUGGUUUUCUUUCAUUUGCUACCUCAACACCCAACAACUUGGGAUUAGUGAGAAAUGAGCUUCAGCUGGUUGAUCUUCCAACAGGCAGAAGCAUUGCAUUUCGUGGUGAGAGGGGCAAUGAUGAGCCAGCCAUUGAAAUGAUUAAAGUGUCUCACUUGAAACAGUAUUUGGCAAUUGUAUUCAAAGAUAAACCCCUGGAGUUAUGGGAUAUCAGAACCUGCACACUCUUGAGAGAAAUGUCAAAAAACUUUCCCACAGUAACUGCUUUGGAGUGGUCACCAUCUCACAAUUUGAAAAGUUUAAGAAAGAAACAACUUGCUACUCGAGAGGCUAUGGCCCGACAAACUGUAGUCUCUGAUGCAGAACUUAGUAGUGUAGAAUCUUCUGUGAUCAGCCUGUUGCAGGAAGCAGAAAGUAAAUCUGAGCUGAGCCAGAACAUCUCUGCCCGGGAGCAUUUUGUGUUUACUGAUACUGAUGGGCAAGUUUACCAUCUCACAGUUGAAGGCAACUCGGUAAAGGACAGUGCUCGAAUUCCUCCAGAUGGAAGCAUGGGUAGUAUUACAUGCAUUGCUUGGAAAGGUGAUACAUUGGUUCUUGGAGAUGUGGACGGAAACCUAAAUUUUUGGGAUUUGAAAGCCAGAGUAUCUAGAGGAAUACCAACACACCGAAGUUGGGUGAGGAAGAUCCGAUUUGCCCCUGGUAAAGGAAACCAAAAAUUAAUAGCUAUGUAUAAUGAUGGAGCUGAAGUCUGGGAUACUAAAGAAGUUCAGAUGGUAAGCAGUUUAAGAAGUGGAAGAAAUGUCACCUUCCGCAUAUUGGAUGUGGAUUGGUGUACAUCAGAUAAAGUGAUCUUAGCAUCAGAUGACGGAUGUAUUAGAGUCCUAGAGAUGUCAAUGAAAUCAUCAUGCUUUAGAAUGGAUGAACAAGAAUUAACAGAACCUGUGUGGUGUCCUUAUCUCCUUGUUCCAAGGGCUGCCUUAGCCUUAAAAGCAUUCUUGCUACACCAGCCAUGGAAUGAUCAAUAUUCUUUGGACAUUGCACACGUUGACUAUCCAGAAAAUGAAGAUGUUAAAAAUCAGCUUCAAGAACAGUUGAAUUCCUUGUCUAACGAUCUGAAGAGGCUCUUACUCGAUCCUGAAUUUACAAUCUUGCAGAGAUGCCUGCUUGUUGCAAGGCUGUAUGGUGAUGAAUCAGAGCUGCAUUUCUGGACUGUUGCUGCCCACUAUUUGCACAGUUUAUCCCAGGAAAAAUCAGAGAGCUCAACAGACACUGAUAAUAUUUCUUUGCCUCAGGAAAAGGUGACCAACCCACUGGAUAUUUGUUAUGACAUACUCUGUGAAAAUUCAUAUUUUCAGAAAUUUCAGCUGGAAAGAGUUAAUCUACAAGAAGUAAAGCGGUCAACUUAUGAUCAUACAAGGAAGUGUGCAGACCAGCUUCUUCUUUUGGGUCAGACAGACAGAGCUGUGCAGUUGCUUUUGGAAACCAGUGCAGAUAACCAGCACUAUUACUGUGAUUCACUGAAAGCUUGUUUGGUGACAACCGUCACCUCUUCCGGCCCUUCUCAAAGUACCAUUAAGUUGGUUGCUACCAAUAUGAUCGCCAAUGGCAAGUUGGCAGAGGGAGUUCAGUUACUCUGUCUCAUAGACAAAGCUGCUGAUGCCUGCCGCUAUUUACAGACAUAUGGUGAAUGGAAUCGUGCAGCAUGGCUUGCAAAAGUUCGUUUAAAUUCAGAGGAAUGUGCUGACGUUUUGAAACGAUGGGUUGAUCAUCUUUGCUCUCCACAAGUCAAUCAGAAAUCAAAGGCCAUCUUGGUCCUUCUGUCCUUAGGCUGCUUUACAAGAGUGGUGGAGAUGCUACACAGCAUGAGGCAUUUUGAUAGAGCUGCCUUAUUUGUUGAAGCUUGUCUAAAGUAUGACACAAUUGAAGUAAAUGAAGACACAAAAAAACUAAUCCUGGCAGUAUAUGCAGAUUAUGCCCGGAGUUUGAAGAACCUCGGUUUUAAACAGGGAGCUGUCCUUUUUGCCUCGAAAGCAGGAGCAGCUGGUAAAGAUUUAUUGAAUGAACUGGAACAGCCCAAGACCGAAAUGACUGAAGAAUGACAGGUUUAUGCACACCGUAAAAAUUUGGCAUUAGCAAGAAGGUGAUGGUUAAAUUGAUCUUGCCGUUAGUCACAGUCCUAAUUCAGAGAAUGGUGAGGAUGCCAUCAAAAAAUGUGUCUUUUCUCGUAAACAGCGUACUUGUAAGGUGUCUUAACUUGUGAUAAAGCUAUAUGUGCAGAAUAUUACAUAAGGAUUUAACUUUUAGGGGCAAUUUCUGUAUCUUGUGUUUAUCAUGUGGAAAAUAUAAAACACUUAAGAUUUUGUGACUAUGUUAAAGUUUUAUAAAAUUUUGGAGAGACUUAAAAAUUCCUGAAAUGUACUUUUUAUUUUAUGAACUUAGAGUCAAGAGACAGGGUAAAUGCUUGUCAUUUGCCAAAAUCUGAGAUAUUUAAAAAACUAUAAUGAAAGUUCUAUGGGAAAAUUAGAAUUCCUUUGCACUGUAUAUUUAGAUAGUGUGUAUACAUAUGUGUAUAUCUGUAUAUCUAUAUAUGUAUAUAUGUAUACACACAUGCGCGCGCGUGCACACACACACACACACACACACACACACACACACACACAGAGGAUUGAGAUUCCUAGAAGGCAAAAAUGUUUCAAUAAAUCUGAUUCACCAAAGCAUUCUUUGCUUUUUCUUGCCUUGAGAACACCCUCACCCUUACGGUUAUUUUGGCUGAUGCAUUUGUUUUUUGCAUCAUUUUAGAUUCAUAGCUCAAAAGGUGAAUUCCACCUUGUCGUUAAUGAGUAUCUCUGAAUUUUUCCAUUUAGCAGCAUAGAUAUUUUUGGAGGGGGUACAGCAAGGGAGGGGAGAUACUGGCAUUUUUCCGUUGUAAACAUUCUUUUUAAAAAUGUUUUUCUGCAUCUUAAGAUAUCUUGUUUUCCUUAUCAUUCUUGGUGCUUUAUUUCUCAGCAGAUCUGAGGCAGACAUGUUCUGUUUACUUAUACUUGUGAUUGACAGGAAUAUUUUAGAAAUCAAACAUGUAUUUGAGGCCAUUGAAAUGUUACACUCAAACUAAAUAGACAUUUUUAGGGAAUUUAAUUCUGAAAUCAUUUAAAACUAUUAUGACUUUGAAAUCUUUAUUUUAAGCAGUUGUACAAAUUUCUAUAUUAUAGCCUCUUAAAAUUAAAAUAAUUAUUUCCUAUGUUAAAGAAGAUAAAUUUGCAGUUAUCCAAUGUUUGAGAGCUACAUAUGUUUUUAACACUGUAAAAGUUUUUCUCCUAUGUGAAAAUGGUAUUUAUCAUAAAUAAAAUUAAAAUGUUAACUAUAAUGAUCAAUUCAUAGUUUUUUAUAUACAUUAAAAUGUGACUUCAUUUCUAUGAACA